Messenger RNA from Nicotiana tabacum (common tobacco), 1458 nucleotides. The record is from RefSeq and is a predicted model, not a curated record. Lineage: Eukaryota; Viridiplantae; Streptophyta; Magnoliopsida; Solanales; Solanaceae.
AAAUUUUCAGCAAAUUCCAAGACGAAAAUGGCAAUUUCAAGGAAUCUCUUGCUAGUGAUGUCUUAGGAUUAUUGAACUUGUAUGAAGCUUCACAUGUAAGGACUCAUGCUGACGAUAUCUUAGAAGACGCACUUGCUUUCUCCACUAUCCAUCUUGAAUCUGCAGCUCCACAUUUGAAUUCUCCACUUAGGGAGCAAGUGACACGUGCCCUUGAGCAAUGUUUGCACAAGGGCGUUCCUAGAGUUGAGACUCGAUUCUUCAUCUCAUCAAUCUACGAGAAGGAGGAAUCAAAGAAUGACAUGUUACUUCGAUUUUCCAAAUUGGAUUUCAACUUGCUCCAAAUGUUGCACAAACAAGAACUUGCUGAAGUAUCAAGGUGGUGGAAAGAUUUGGAUUUCGUAACAACACUUCCAUAUGCUAGAGAUCGAGUAGUUGAAUGCUACUUUUGGGCAUUAGGAGUUUAUUUUGAGCCUCAAUACUCUCAAGCUCGCGUCAUGCUCGUUAAGACCAUAUCAAUGAUUUCGAUUGUCGACGACACUUUUGAUGCUUAUGGUACAGUUAAAGAACUUGAGACAUACACAGAUGCCAUACGAAGAUGGGAUAUCAACGAAAUUGAUCGGCUUCCUGAUUACAUGAAAAUCAGUUACAAAGCUAUUCUAGAUCUUUACAAAGAUUAUGAAAAGGAAUUGUCUAGUGCUGGAAAAUCUCAUAUUGUCAGCCACGCAAUAGAAAGAAUGAAAGAAGUAGUAAGAAAUUAUAAUGUCGAGUCAACAUGGUUUAUUGAAGGAUAUAUGCCACCUGUUUCUGAAUACCUAAGCAAUGCACUAGCAACUACUACAUAUUACUACCUUGCGACAACAUCAUAUUUGGGUAUGAAGUCUGCUACGGAGCAGGAUUUUGAGUGGUUGUCAAAGAACCCUAAAAUUCUUGAAGCUAGUGUGAUUAUAUGCCGAGUUAUUGAUGACACAGCAACAUACGAGGUUGAGAAAAGUAGGGGACAAAUUGCAACAGGAAUUGAGUGCUGCAUGAGAGAUUAUGGCAUAUCAACAAAAGAGGCAAUGGCUAAAUUUCAAGGAAUGGCUGAAGCAGCAUGGAAGGAUCUUAAUGAAGGAUUUCUUAGGCCCACCCCUGUAUCUACGGAGAUUUUAUGUCGUAUUCUAAAUCUUGCUCGUAUUGUUGAGGUUACAUAUAUACACAAUUUAGAUGGAUACACUCAUCCGGAAAAGGUCUUAAAACCUCACAUUAAUGCCCUACUUGUGGACUCCAUCGAAAUUUGAGCUGCCAUUUGUUGCUCACCUUAAGGUUCAUUCUUCUAUGUUGAGAAAGUAGUUACAUAUUUGUUUCAUUUUAACUCAAUUGUAUAUUAAGCUGUUAGGGAGUUACGGUUGGCAGUACACUUCCUAAUUAGGACCUCCUUAAGAUCCUUGUACGAAAUAAUCUACAAGUAUUAUGAAUCCA